UGUCGAUCCUCCCGUGACUAUUCUCCUUAUUCUUACGAAGUAAAUAGAAUAAUGAUAGUACUCGUCGAGAUAGACGUGUCGCAGAAGUCGGUCUGAAAAUUGUGGUGUUCUGAAAAAGUUCAAACCAUUCGUUGUUCAGAGCUUCGAGAAAAAGUUCUAAAGUUGAGGGUGUCAUCGAAAUUUCUGUUGAGAAAGAUGAAAUCUGUCCUCGGCCGUGUCGAGAGAAGAUUAUUGAAUCUGGAUGGGUGCACACAGACGUGAGUUAUGUGUUUUCGUAUCGUAGAGCAACAAUGAAACGCAUUCUGUCUGAGUAUGUUUUUCUGGCCUCGACUUGGAGAAGAUGAUAUCGAUGUGGAACCGAACGAUCUGAGUCCGAGUUCUUAUCUUGCUAGAUGCUUGCUAGAUGGAUCGUAUUUAUGAUUCACGUUCAUGAUGAACGAAGAUGCGACAGCGAUGUCUAUUCAACAACGAGCGGCGUGCGAAUGAGAUCUUCUCUUCAAAUGAUUCACAAUAUAUUCUAUACCAUUGCAUUCUUGAUGACGUCACUCAUUCAUAAAGAUCCAACAAAAUUUUCAUCGAAAAGCCAAUCCAAUGUGAUCCAGCAGCUUCAUGAUUAGGAAAUCGUUUUUCCCAUUUUAAUGAUCUCCAUAAUGAUUGAAACCGCAUUACGUACUGAGCAUAAUUCGUGAUAUCAUUGAUCUUGUGCGCAUUCAAAAUCCUUCAUUUCCUUCAAAUAAAUUGAUAUUUGCCCUCAAGAAGAAGACCGUACUAAAGAUAGCUACAUGUACGAUCAUACUUUGUUGUGAUAGAGAAGAUAUCCGCUCCAUCAAGUACGUAGAAAACAUUCAUCAGACCGGACAUCAAUCCAUACUGACGCAGGUUUUGGAUUCUUGUUCGCUUCUUGUGUAUAUUUUUGAUAUAGUUUCGGCAAGACUGGAGGAAGAGCCGAACGGACACUUCUCAGAUUUGUUUUCUGUGCAUGUGCUAUGAAAUUUGUGAUUUCUCUGGCAAGUAAUUACAUUCCCCAUUUCUUCAAAGAGAUUUUCUCGUCCCCUUGUCACUGUACAAAUUUGAUUGCGAGAAGCGAGCCACGCCAGCCGUAGGUUUUCCCGUUGUUGCUUUCUCUCGACUGCUGCUACUAGCUGAACAAAAACGUCUUACGUCGCGAUUUCUCUGACGCAAUUUUUCUGUUAACUUCUUUUCGAAAAAACCGGAAAAAUGGAGAUCCUCGUGUACUUGGCAGGAAACUGGUGCUGCGUUGGCGCAGCAUCAAUCAUUCUCUACAACUUCAUCUUGCGAAGGGGUCACUGUAAAGAUAGCGAGAAAGACUUGCAGAUAUCAAAAGACAUGCAGCUACUCCUUUUCUUAGGCAGCAUCGUCCGCUUUUACUGGAGCAUGAGUCCGCCACCAAUUUGGUAUUUCUCAAUACUUAGAGCACUCUAAUGAAGCUAAAUUUUGAAAAUUCUGACGUUUUUUGGGUACAGGGGAGUAGCAUGACGAUGAUCAUGAUCAUUUCCAUUCGCAAACGAAAAUAGUGUUUGGGAAGAUCCCAUUUUUCAAGAUGAAAUUGCAAUUCAACUUGUUCUAAUGAAACUAUCUAACCAGGUCCGAGGAGCCCUUACCAAUUCAGUGGAUUUCAGUCUUCGAUCUGGUUUUCUCUAUCUUCUGCUGGGGUGCAUGUGUCUGCCUCAGUACCGACUACGGCGUCAAGGCAAUGAACUCUCUCGGCAGCACAGCACGGGGCGGAUAUGGCCCAGUUGGCAUGGAAGAAUUUGGUACUACAUUUGAGUAAACUACAACAUUUAAUUUUAUCAAAAUUCGUGGACACUACAAUUAGCAUCUCGCAUACUUACUUCACUAUCACGACGACCAUGUCAUUGCGAACGAACUAGAGAAAUGACCUUAUCUUUACGUCUCAGGGGACCUCCUACCAUGCAAUCACAAUCUCCAUUUGUUUCACCCCUAGCGCUAAUCCCAUAUCGUCUUUCAGAUGGUCUCGUAGGUAGCGAAUCCGACGCUCUGGGAGCGGAUAAGAAAAAUGGGUCUGCGUUGAUCAAGUACACGCGAUGGCAGUAUCUUACCGCAGCUGCGGCAGUUAUUGCUUGGCUUUUGACGCACCUUCUUCCAAGUCUCCACAUGCCAGGAGCAUGGAUGCUAGUGGACUUCGCUGUACUUACAAGCUAAUUAGUGGCUUAUAUUCCACUUUUGCGUCUAUCAGACGCUUUCAACCUGUUCGUCAGACAUUUACAAGAACAACCAUCCUCGCAUCUUAAUGAAUUUUUGGAAAUAUUUUCCUCAAUUUUCCACACGUACCAGGUCGUUUUCAAUAUGUUGCUCGAUGGCUGCGCAAUGAUCCCGCAAGUUAUCCUUAUCCAUAGCGCACGAAUGAAGACACCCGUGGAAGCGAGCCACUUUGUCGGCCUCCUUUGUCUUGGUAUUUCUAUUUACUAUAAAACCAGUGGUUGUUAGUCUUCUCUUCUGCUUUUGUAUUUUUUAGAAGCAUUUUUAGCAAAACAUUAUUGUUCUUAUUUUGGUUUUGCGAAAACGUUAGUUCAAGAACGUAAGCACCAAAAGGUUUACACGGACUGCGCGAUCAUUCUUUUGACAAUCCUGGCAAACUCUUUCAUUUUCUUUCCUCUUGCAGGGCGACUAUUGCGCAUGCUCUUCUGGGUAUGGCUUAUCCUUCACCCGGAAUCCGGACAUGCAAUCUGGACCUUCGUCGUGCCAGAUUUGCUUCAUACGGUCAUUAUGGCGGAUUACCUUUACCACUACCUGCAGAAGCUGAAGCGUGAUCGUAUCGAUCCCUACUUCGCCGACUAUAUGCACCACGUUUAAAGAGACGCAGGUAAGAAAAUUCAGGUUGAAGUUCGCUAUUACCUUUCCUAAUAAGCAAAUAUUAUAGAAAAAACGAAAUGAUAGAAAUAUAAUGAACGGUUGAUUCCCUGAGCCGACGGAUAAUUAAUUUUAAUGAACACCUCAUGAACGCCCUGUGGACAAGAUUCAAAUUGAAAUUUUCUUUGGAGUCCACUUAAGGAUUGAUAUUGAUGAUAAGCAAUGCAAUCAAAUAUGAUGGUUCGAGGAAGUUUUCGAACGAAAUAGGAUAUCAUGCUAUUCUUUGAAUCAGAAACUACGCAAACUAACCAAAUUGUGCUUCUAACUACUAACUAGCAACUAAGAAAAUCACAUCGACUACGCAUUCGCGAAAACAUUAAUAUGAUCGAGAAGGGAUCAUUAAUAAUGUCAAACAACAGUUACCGAUCUAUCACAUUCUAUCGAUUUGUCAGUUUUUAUAUUUUUCGCUCGAAUCGCAACCGCCAAUGGUUGGAAGUAGGUGGUAGAGAAAUUAUCGAUCAAUUAGUGAAAUCUUUGAAUCUAUCGUAUGCAUAGAUUUUAAGCUCCAGGUGUUUUAUGCACCUCCUGAUCUCCCCGCCUCGAAUGAUCUGCUUUCUUCUAAGCAAGAAAGCAGCCCUGCUGUAAGUCUAGCUACAUGACCACACAUAGCACAGGAUAUGAGAUAAAUGUAACGCCCCACUCUUGGAAAGCGGAUCUAUAAUUCGGCAGUCAUCUUCAUUCAUAGUUCUGUGAGGUGGAAAAAUACGCGCCACGCCAUGCUUACCCACAUUCAUACAUAUACAUGGACACAUCGUUAGGAUAAGCUCUACUACUAGGUAGAAGUAGAUGAUAGAUGAAGUAUUUGUUCAUCCGUUUUGCUCAAUACGACAACAACUAGCGUUCUAGUUUCCCUUGGCACCCACCACACCACCUCAUCCCCUGUGCUGGGAAACUCCGCUAGUACAAGUAGUUCGUUAUGAAAGAGUGAAAUCUAUCGCUACCGUGAAAAUUGGAAGGAAACUAUAACAAGUUCUUCCGGGGCCCGAUUGUCGCUUACAACUAUCUCGAGCGCAAACAGGGUGGAUUCCCCUCUGGUCAAAGACAGGAGACUGGGCAACCCAAAACGAGGUGCUGAAAUUGCGUUAUAGAUGAUGAAUUGAAAAAAACUGAAAAUGAGGUGCUGAAACUGCAACACGUAGAUCGUCAACUAACACCGAAGAUCC
Molecule: messenger RNA, 4055 nt
Organism: Amoebophrya sp. A25
Lineage: Eukaryota; Dinophyceae; Syndiniales; Amoebophryaceae
Source: the annotation of a GenBank genome assembly